Mercenaria mercenaria is the source of this 1348-nucleotide messenger RNA. RefSeq lists its product as uncharacterized. Bases 184 to 1260 code for a protein of 358 amino acids. The transcript is spliced from 4 exons. Lineage: Eukaryota; Metazoa; Mollusca; Bivalvia; Venerida; Veneridae. The record is from RefSeq and is a predicted model, not a curated record.
UAAGUAAAUACCUGUCAUGCAUAAUAGUAUAAAAUGACAUCCUAGUUUGUUUUAUAAUUUAAAUCGUGAAUAACAAAAUUAAAACGCAAAAGUGUGGAUAUAAAUAUCAAUGAUGAUUUUCAGAUUUCUCAUAUUGAUAGUCUAUAUUUCAAUGAGUUAACUCUACAAAAUAUUCACGUUACAAUGGGGUAUUCUAUUAAAUGGAAGAGCAACAGUUUACCGUGGUGUCUUAUUUUACUGUCGUUGAUAAUUUUGGUGAUCUAUUUAAGCAAACAAUACGGAAUAACUGAAAAGGCAGAAUGUCCAGUCAAUGCUACUAUUGCCCUUUCACGCGAGGACAAUCGCAGAGUUGUAAGCAAUUACCCUCUUGGUGACUCGGGGCCAUACUUGUCAGCAUUAGGUUUAGCGAAGUUUACAGAUGUUUCUGACAUGGAUAGAGAACCUGUCGUAGUUACUACUGGUUCUUCAUUUUAUGUCUCCAGGAUAGAAGGCUGGUUGAAGCAUUUGAUUAAAGACAUGAAACCUAAACUGAAGAUUGUCAUCUAUGAUAUUGGAUUCACGGCAGAACAACGUGAACAGAUUUGCCAGCACGGCCAAUGCGAGGUCAAAGAAUUCCCUUUUCACCAGUUUCCUGUCUUUGUUGAAGAUUGUAUACCAUGUAUAUCAUGGAAACCACUUGCGAUUCAGUUAGCCCUUGAAGAGUUUGGAUUUGUGAUCUGGAUGGAUGCUGCAGUGUUUGUGAUGGACGGUAAUUUGCAAGCUGGUAUAGACAGUGCUAAAGAAACAGGUAUAGCGAUUGGCCACGAGACUUAUGGUGGUUCUACGGUAGAAAUAGCAUCUGAAACUGUCCCAGAAACAUUUCACGCACUUGGAGAGGACCCAUGUGCAUUUAAAAACUGUAACACCAUUAGUGCGUCGCUACUGUUCAUACAGAAAAGUCGUUACACUUAUAAAUAUAUAAUGAGACCUUGGGUUUCGUGUGCUCUGACGAAGUCUUGCAUUGCUGGUGGACGUGCGCUUCAAAACAAAUGUAGAUUUUCAAAGAACUAUGGGUAUUGUCAUAGGUUUGCACAGUCCGUGUUGGGUAUAAUCCUAAAUAGGUUGUACUACUCAAAUCUGGACACGGUUGAUUUAGGCAACGCUGUAAAGUGGAGAAAGUGCUAUAUAGGACAUGACCAUAUACUUAUAGACGAUAUGGUGUUUCUUCAAUACGAGAAGAAAGAUAUCCUACAAUGUCCGGAUAGAAAAUUGGAACUUUAAAGAAACAGUAGAUUAGAUCUGUCUUCAGUAAUGUUGUCUCCUAGAACUUUUUUACCUGCUUUGUAUGAAAUGGAACUACUUUCAUAAG